ACAAGAAGUCAGAGGUACUUCUCACCUAGAGUCAAAACUCUGGUGCUCAGAUAGAGCCUCCUCACCAUGAGUGGAUGCCCAUUUUUAGGAAACAACUUUGGAUAUGCUUUUAAGAACUUAUCUGUAGAAAGCAGGGAAGAAGACAAAUCACAGACCGGUGUGAACAGAGCGAGCAAAGGAGGACUUAUCUAUGGGAGCUACUUGCAGUUGGAAAAAAUUUUGAAUGCACAAGAACUUCAAAGUGAAAUAAAAGGAAAUAAAAUCCAUGAUGAACAUCUUUUUAUCAUCACUCAUCAAGCAUAUGAACUCUGGUUUAAGCAAAUCCUCUGGGAAUUAGAUUCUGUUCGAGAGAUUUUUCAGAAUGGUCAUGUCAGAGAUGAAAGGAAUAUGCUUAAGGUUGUUACUAGGAUGCACCGAGUGGCAGUGAUCCUGAAACUCCUGGUUCAGCAGUUUUCUGUUCUGGAAACAAUGACUGCCUUGGACUUCAAUGACUUCAGGGAGUAUUUGUCUCCAGCAUCAGGCUUCCAGAGUUUGCAAUUUCGACUCCUGGAGAACAAGAUAGGUGUUUUCCAGAGCUUGAGAGUCCCUUACAACAGAAGACAUUAUCGUGACAACUUCAAAGGAGAAGACAAUGCACUGCUGCUUCAAUCUGAGCAGGAGAAGACACUUCUGCAACUAGUGGAGGCAUGGCUGGAAAGAACACCAGGUCUAGAGCCACAUGGAUUUAAUUUCUGGGGAAAGCUUGAAAAAAAUAUUGUUCAAGGCCUGGAAGAAGAAUUCAUAAAGAUUCAGGCUAUGGAAGAGUCAGAGGAAAAAGAUGACCAGAUGGCUGAAUUUCAGAAACAAAAAGAGGUGUUACUGUCCUUAUUCGAUGAGAAACGCCAUGAGCAUCUCCUUAGUAAAGGUGAAAGGCGGCUGUCAUACAGAGCACUUCAGGGAGCACUGAUGAUACAUUUUUACAGGGAGGAACCUAGAUUCCAGGUCCCGUUCCAGUUGCUGACUUUUCUCAUGGAUAUAGACACACUCAUGACCAAAUGGAGGUAUAACCACGUGUGCAUGGUGCACAGGAUGCUGGGCAGCAAGGCUGGCACUGGAGGCUCCUCUGGCUAUCAGUACCUGCGCUCCACCGUGAGUGACAGGUACAAGGUAUUUGUAGAUUUAUUUAAUCUUUCAACAUAUCUGAUUCCUCGACACUGGAUACCAAAGAUGAACCCAAUCAUUCACAAAUUCCUUUAUACGGCUGAAUACUGUGACAGCUCUUACUUCAGUAGUGAUGAGUCCGAUUAA
Lepus europaeus (European hare) is the source of this 1287-nucleotide messenger RNA. It is a transcript of the gene TDO2, whose product is annotated as tryptophan 2,3-dioxygenase. Bases 67 to 1287 code for a protein of 406 amino acids. Gene Ontology annotation, molecular function: metal ion binding; L-tryptophan 2,3-dioxygenase activity; heme binding. The record is from RefSeq and is a predicted model, not a curated record. The transcript has 12 exons. Lineage: Eukaryota; Metazoa; Chordata; Mammalia; Lagomorpha; Leporidae.